This is a messenger RNA of Brettanomyces nanus, 1242 nucleotides long. RefSeq lists its product as uncharacterized. The coding region runs from base 1 to 1242 and encodes 413 amino acids. Gene Ontology annotation, molecular function: inositol phosphoceramide synthase activity. NCBI's taxonomy places the organism in Eukaryota, Fungi, Ascomycota, Pichiomycetes, Pichiales, Pichiaceae. Gene Ontology annotation, biological process: sphingolipid biosynthetic process; inositol phosphoceramide metabolic process. Gene Ontology annotation, cellular component: inositol phosphoceramide synthase complex. The record is from RefSeq and is a predicted model, not a curated record. The transcript has a single exon.
AUGUUCUCCUUCAUCAGCCGGAUCUACCAGGAAUAUCUUCAUUCCCGGAAGAUCGGCAAUGAUCUGCCCAACUUGGAUACUCGCUUGGAUCCUCUUAUCUCUAUCCGUAAGUUCCGAGAUAGCCUCACAGUAUCACACUGUGUCCAGAAUACCAUAGUCACCAUUACCAUUCUAUUCGCUUUCUACUUCAUGGAAUUGCCCAUUUGGGCCAAGAUAUUGAUGCUUUUCACCUUGUUAUGCUUAGUGUUGGUGCCACUUACAGCUCAGUUCUUCGGCUACAGUUUGCCGGUACUAAGUUGGGUCUUUCUAUUCUUCACGUCCAAAUACAUCCCGUUGUCCAUGAAAGAACCGAUAACUGUCACUGUUCUCCCUGCCGUGGAAACAAUUCUCUAUGCGGACAACUUGUCGCAGAUUUUGGCCUCAUACACCUGCACCUUACUUGACAUUGUCGCCUGGAUACCCUACGGUCUCGUUCAUUUUGCUAUGCCUUUUAUUGUCGCCGGACUAAUAUGGAUCUUGGCUCCUCCCAAGACCCUUCGCAACUUUGCAUGGGCAUUCGGUUUUAUGAAUUUGAUUGGUGUCGUCAUUCAGGACCUUCUUUUCCCCUCUGCUCCGCCAUGGUAUAAAGUUCUUCAUGGUUUAGAGAAGGCCAAUUACUCUAUAAAGGGUUCUCCAGGUGGUUUAGGUAGAAUAGAUGCCAUCUUGGGCUUCGAAUUAUACACUACAAACUUCACCAACUCUCCACUUAUCUUUGGAGCUUUGCCGUCACUUCAUUCGGCUUGCGCCACAAUGGAUUGUCUUUGGUUGUGUUAUUUAUUUCCUUCUUUCACUCCUCUCUGGUGUUUCUAUGUUCUAUGGAUGUGGUUUUCCACUAUGUACCUCACCCAUCAUUAUUUUGUUGACUUGGUUGCGGGUAGUUGUCUUGCCGUUACCCUUUUUGGAAUUGUUCAGAUCUCUGGUAAUCUGCCUAUAAAUGACAAGCUUUGUCGUUGGAGUUAUGAGACUAUAGAUUAUUACGAUGCUCUGGAACAUGAUCCAUUACGUGAACGCACUGAUGUGUUGAUGGAUACGUUCAGUGAGAUGACUAGUUCGAUAGAUCAUCAUUCUGACCAAUCUGACCACUCUGACCAACCUGACACACCUGAAGCUGACCCUGACCACUUCGUCGUAGACAGUGAAAGUGACACUGAUAGCUACAGUUAUAGCAAUAUCAACUCGGCAUCCUACAACAUGCUCCAUUGA